AUUGGGAGGUAACAACGACUUGUAGACUUUUUAUACCACAUUUGUAUUUGGAAAUAAUCAUGAUUUCAGCUUUUUCACAAUAAUUGAGAGUUGGUUGUUUAUUUCAGGCCCAAUUAUAUUUCAUUCAAGAAGCAGUGUCAGCCCCUGAUUGGCCAAGGAGAUGAAGGGGCGUGGUUUGUGUCGUGCGAACGGUGCGAAGCCGCUGCGCGAGUCCGCGAUGCGGGCCUUGACACAGCACACCAAACAAGUGAAACAGCGAAACACAGCAAGGCUGAUGUCGGAAUGCCAAGCCAGCUACACAGCAUCAAGGUGUAGGAGUGCAAGGAGUCAAGGCAGAAUUUAGCAUUUAUUCAGUGGGAUAUCCUCCCAACAAAAUGCACCGAAGAUCUCUGCCCUCACGACAAGCUCAUGGGAAAGAAGAUGAGGAGGUUGCAAAAAAGAAAGCAAGAUCAGCAGAAGAAGAGAGCAAGAAGGGGAUUCGAACUCGCCUCUCAACAGGCACACUAGUCAUGACAGGAACUUCCACCUUGUCUGCCAGUGAGGUCGGCAAAGAGAGGCCAAGUUCCCCCUCUGUCCCGACCCCUCCAGCGGGAGAUGCUGGCAGCUCUGUGAAAAAACAACACAAAGAUCACCCGUCAGCGUCUUUACCGUCUUUGAGGAAACGACGGAUGGAGGAGAAGAAGGACGCUCCCAGCAGCUCUGACGGGCCAAGCGUGCCUCCCAAACGGAAAAAAAUUGGACGAAAUAAUGGCAGUGGGGAGGACAACAAGAACGACUAUUUCUGCUGGUUGUGCCACAAGGAGGGCCUGGUCAUCUGCUGUGAGCUGUGCCCGCGCGUCUUCCACGCCAAAUGCCUCAAUAUGGACAACGUUCCACAGGACUGGGUCUGCCCGGAGUGUGAGAAAAUCAUGCAGGCAGAGUGUACGGACACCCGCUCCAAAGCCAUGUCGAUGAUCACAGUGGAUGUCUUGUGUACUCUGAUGAGGUACGCCCUGGACCGGAUGAGAGCCGUUGGGACGGAGACCUUUGAGCAUCUGGUGGACCCUUCUCAGUUCCCGCAGUACUCAGACUUUGUCUUCCACCCUAUGAGCUUAUCUAUGCUGGAGAAGAACAUCCGGAAAAAAGUGUAUGGCUGUACAGAGGCGUUGAUGGCAGACACCAAAUGGAUCUACCACAACUCUUACGUCUACAACGGAGCACAAAGCAAGAUCACACUGGCAGCAAGAGCAUUGCUGAAAGUCUGCAAACACGAGAUGAGCGAGAUCGAGGUGUGCCCAGAUUGUUACUGGAGCUCUUGUGUCCAGAGCAGCAGCAAUUGGUUCUGCGAGCCCUGUAGAACCCCUCAUCCCCUUGUGUGGGCCAAACUCAAAGGUUAUCCAUUUUGGCCGGCAAAGGCUCUGCGGGUAAUGAACGGUCAAGUGGACGUCCGGUUCUUUGGUGCCCAUGACAGGUCAUGGGUCCCUAUCUCAGCGUGCUACAUGCUGUCGUCAGAUAGUCCAGUGGCCGUCAAGAAAGGUCGGGGCGGCUAUGAGGAGGCCAUGAGGGAGGUCAAAGUUCAUGUGGAAAAUCUCAGAGAAAAGUUUGGCAGUUUCAAGUACGCCAGGCUGCGGGUUCCCUUCACCAGCAGCUGCUUCACAUCGGUGAAAAAAAUUCUGGGGGGAGACCCGGCCAGUAGAACCUCGAAGGAUGGCGAGAAAACGAAACAGGUGGGUGAGGGUCCGUCCACAGAACGCCAGUCAGCGGCCAGCAAAACGGCCAUGGCCGUCAAGUCUAAAUAUAGCACGCUCAGCUCUCGGAAGGCCAACCCACCCACAAACACCACAACAGCAACAACAGCGUCGGCGACGGCCACCGCCACAAUGACGACGACGACCGCCACCAGCUCAUCCUCAACCACCUCUGGCUCGCAGCAGAGACAGGUGAUUUACCUGAAGCCGAUGCAGAAGGGCGUGUUCCUUUUGUCGCAGCAACAGAUGGAGCCACUGACUGACCUGGCCUCAAAGCAGGGGAGAGUACCCAAGCCCAAUCUGCCAGAUCUGCAGCUGCUCAAACGGAUUGAAGACAAGAUCAACGCGUCACCAACCGCUUCGACAACCUCAUCGCAGGGACUUUCUACCGCAACCACAUCAAGUACAGAAAGUUCCGGUACAGCUGCCCGUGGUCAAACGGCUGGAAUGAGCCAUGGUAGUGCCGAGGGGGGGUCAGGGGAGAGCACUCAGACGAGAGAGAGUUUAGACGAGAAUGAUGGAAGAGAACCGCGAGUGGAGAGUCGAGGAAGUGAGGAAGGCAGUAGCAGUGACAAAACUACGUGUGCUAAAGAUGGGGACAACUCUGAAUUAACGUCGGAACCCGAGGAUAGUAGUAGUGGUAGUAGUAGUGUCAUUAGGAGAGAAGGAAGUGAUGUCGGUGGUGCCUUGGUCCGUUCCAACGGUGAGAAAAGUCUGAGUAAAGGUGACGGUGAUGGACUGUUGCAUAGUAGCAGCACCAGUAAGAGCCACAGUAACAACAGUAAGAGCCACAGUAACAACAGUAAGAGCAAUAACGACGACGAUAAAGAAUCUAGCAGUAGCGGCUGUGGAAACAAGGGAGGAAAUUUACCUCAUACUUCCUGUGCUACGGAUAGAUCUGACGAGACGGAGAGAGCCGCAGCAGGUGGAAUCGGGGAGUCGAAAGGGAAGGGGAAAGAACUCUCUGUGCCUCGUACGGGUGUGUCGUAUUUGACACUUUGUGCCACGACGCAGCAUGGGGAUGCUGGGAGGCGGGUGUUGGGGGGAGGUGGGGAGGAGAAGAAUGGUGGUCGCGGUGGGACGACAGCGACUGAGGAGGGAACAGAAGGGUCAAGGUCACAGCCGAGUCUUGCCGAGAGAACAGAUCAAAAUGCCGGCCACGCAGCAAAGGAAGGUGGCGAGGAGUCAAACAGUGAACAUGCGGGGCAAAAGUCCACAUCAGAACGUGGGGGAGAAAGUAACAGAAGUGUGAUAGAAAAGGGAAAUUUGUCGUCUUCUUCAUCAAGUGCGAACACCGAGGGCGACAUUUCAGCUGAAUCUCCGCAGCUCCCUGCUGUUUCAACAGCGCUGUCUGUAUCUCCUAGCAACAACAACAACAGCACCAUCACGUUGUCACCACCACCAUCAUCAUCAAAAUCUCCUUUGGUGACUGUGAGUCCAGGGUCUGUGUAUAAAGAGAGUUUGCAGAAAGUGAUAGAAACGUGCCGGGCGAAGCUGGGCAUAGAGAGGGUACAGAACGAGGAUUGCGAUGAUGAGGAGGAGGAGGAGGAGGAUGAUGACGUACUUCUGUUGACAGCGGAUGAUGAGGAAGAAGAGGGACGAGAUGGUGGGGAGGGAGGGAAGAGAGGAGGGCAGGUGGAGAGUGAUGAAGAGGAACUGUUGAAAGACGGCUCCGACGUGAGCGUUGAAAAGUCCAAGCCAGACGGAGAAAAUGGUGCCAGGGUGAUAACUCCGCAAAAGACUUCUAUGAAGAACUCUUCCGUUUCUGAAAAUGAAAAGGUUCAUUCUGACGAAAAGGGUAUGAGAGAAAAAAGUUUGGUAUCUGCAGGUGAUAAAGAAGACUUGACGAGCUCGGUCUCUGGGAAAGAGAUUGGGAAGGAGAAAUUGUGCGUUGCUGAAAAAGCGGAGGAGAGUUUAAACAGCGGCAAAAGUGAUGACAAGAGUGGUGAAAAAGAUGUUUCUGAUACAGUGUCCUCGACAGAUUUCUCGGAAACUUCCUCUGGUACCGAGAGAACGUCUGAGCAGUCGUCAAAGUCUCCUCACGGAAGCGGUGUGGCAAGUUCUGCCAGUGAUGCUGGGGCAGGGUCUGUGACGUCUGCAAGGAGUGCAGCUGCUUCAACAACAACCACAACAGCCUCGGCAGCAACAGCAACAGCAACAACUACAGCAGCAACAGAAGAGGGGAAAUCUGCAGCACAUACAGCAACAGCAGGAGUUGGUUCGUCAGCUGAAGGUACAAGCCGCGUGAGUGUUGAUGAUUCAGCGGAUCGAAAUUUGCCGGAAAAAAACAAGAAUCUUACUGGGGAAGAGAAAAAUGGCUCUGAAGCGGGCAAAGCUGGGGAUGAAGUUGAAGAGGGGUCUCCUAGCCCACAUGUGAUAACACUUGAUGAUGACGAUGAUGAUGAUGAUGAUGACAAUGGUUUUGUUGAAGAAGCGAUUGGUGUUGAGGAUGAUGAUGAUGACGAUGAUGAUGAUGGUGAGAACGUGAGCGAGACUGUGAGUCUGGACAUGGAGGUGGAGUGUGAGGAGGAGGAAGGGGGAGGGGAUGAAGUCAUAGACGAGGGAAGUGAGAACAGCAUCCUCAUCGAGGACGAUAACAACGACGACGACAACGAUGACGAUGAUGGUGAGAAAGGUGGAAAGGAGAACGAGGGGGUGACCUCGUCCCACACGGGUGUGACUUCGUCCCACAUGGAUAGAGUUCAAACCCUGAGCAACAAGAGUCAAACUUCCACGUCAGUCAUGUCAGCUACCUCAACGACAGCUGCUCCCUCCUCUCAAAAUCUCCCGUUGUCGUCGGCCGCUGCCAUAAUAUGUACGUCUUCCUCUUCGUCUUCCUCUUCGUCAUCGUGCUCUCCAUCAUCUCUGUCGGGUGCAGUUCCCGUCUCGGAGGACAAUCCGUGCGUUGUGAUAGAACCCGGAGAGGGACAAAUCUCCCGCCAGCUGGCGACCGUCAACAUUCUCCGACAAAAUAAAAGUAAAUCUGGGACUUCGGCGAGCACGUCCGAUCCGGUCACCGUUUCUAUCUCACCUCAGCCGGCCGCCCAGAACAGAGCGGAAAAACCGUCGGCAAAAAAAGAUCAGCGCAAGCUCCCGUCUACCGUGACAAUGUCGGAAAACACCAUGGUGAUCUCCCUCGAUGAUUUGGAGGACGUUGGGGAUGGUUCCGAUACGGACUCGGAUGUCCAGGAAUGUGGUUCCCCUUCUGAAGCGUCGGAUGUGGCUAAAAAUAACGCGACAACGGUGAGGUCACGUGAGAAUGGUGAAGGGAGCACGAUUCGAAGGUCUUCUGAGGAGAUGGGCGUGCCGACGGUGUCUGUUGAUGUGGGUCGUGGUGGUGUCAUGAGCAGGGAGACAACUCUGUCGUCGUCAUCUGUGGCUGCUUCUGUGACGUCAGGCCGGACGGAGACGGCAGGUGGCAGUGGUGUUGCGUCAGUGACAGUCCAGCCAGCCAAGUCACGUGACACGGUUAGUCUGCCUGGCGCGUCAGUGACUCUGCAGGAUGACGGCCCAAGCGUGGCGUCGGUAUCCUCCGAGAAAACUCCAUCGGAAACACAGACGCUGGUGCAGAAGAGAGUGGAGGAGAUCAAGAAGUCGCUGCAGUCUCAGAUCGACUCCCUCGUGACGGAGCUGGAGAAGUCGGUGACCCCUGACCCCGUGGCCACCUCCAGUCAUGACAAACUGGUAGUGGAGAACAAGAAACUGAACCAAAGACUAACGGAUCUGGCACACACGUCAAAGAAAAGUUUGCAGGAGAUGCAGCUGUCCUACGAAGCUCAGAAGAAGAAGCUGGUGGAGUCGCUAGAAGAGCAGUUCAGCAAGACCAUGGAGCGCUCCAUCGCAGAGACCAAGAAACAUCAGUGGUGUGCUCAGUGCUGGAAGGAGGCCGUCUACUACUGCUGCUGGAACACGAGCUACUGCAGCUACAAGUGCCAGCAGCGACACUGGCCCACGCACAUGCCCAAGUGCAUGCAGGCGCCGCAGCCAUCGCAGCCGCAGCCGCAGCAACAGCCUGUUGAGGCUUCGACUCAACUCAGGCAGACGCCCGUUCUCGCGAACUCGCUGCUGUGGCCACAGUCAUCAUCAUCCUCAUCGACAGCGACAUCGUCCGCGGUAGACGCAUCCAGCUUACCCUACAUCAUCUCCACCCUCACCACCACCACAUCCACCGCCAGCAACAACAGCGUCAAUGACAGCAGCGGCAGUAGCGCGAUGAAGGGCCCCACGGUGUCGAUUACCCACAGCCACGGCAGUAGUAGCAGCAGUCAGCACCCGACGG
Aplysia californica (California sea hare) is the source of this 6006-nucleotide messenger RNA. Its product is annotated as protein kinase C-binding protein 1. The record is from RefSeq and is a predicted model, not a curated record. NCBI's taxonomy places the organism in Eukaryota, Metazoa, Mollusca, Gastropoda, Aplysiida, Aplysiidae. Gene Ontology annotation, molecular function: protein binding.